Molecule: messenger RNA, 3187 nt
Organism: Astyanax mexicanus (Mexican tetra)
Lineage: Eukaryota; Metazoa; Chordata; Actinopteri; Characiformes; Acestrorhamphidae
Gene: bicc2
Product: bicaudal C homolog 2
Exons: 19
Coding region: 57-2771 (904 amino acids)
Cellular component (GO): cytoplasm
Molecular function (GO): RNA binding; protein binding
Source: RefSeq, a predicted model, not a curated record
ACACACACACACACACACACACACAUGCUCUCCCCCAGCACACUAACACUUUAGCCAUGGCAGCCGGAGUGAAGGCCACUUCCAUGGACCUUCUGGAACCUGUGGCCCCCGAGUCUGAGCCCAACUCUGGGCCAGAACAGAACCACCAAAGCUCUGAGCAGCCAGACACAGACCAAGAGCACGAGCUCCAGAUUCAGACCAGGAGUGGAGAGGAUGAAGACGAGGAAGAGGAUGAUGAAGGAGGAAACUCUGGGAUGGAGUCAGAACCCAAAGACCAGGAACGUUCUCCUGCAGAUUGGAUAGAGGAGCGCUUCCGGAUCGACAGGAAGAAACUGGAAACCAUGCUUUAUGGUCCUGCAGAGGGGACCAGCCUGUCUGGAGAGGAGUUUUUCGAGAAGAUAAUGAAGGAAACUAACACUCAGGUGAAAUGGCCGUCGAAACUGAAGAUUGGAGCCAAGUCGAAGAAAGAUCCACAUGUAAAAGUGGAAGGAAAGAAAGACGAUGUCCUUGAGGCCAAGAGGAAGAUUCUGGAACUUUUAGAGGCGAAGGUCAAUAAGGUAACUCUGAAGAUGGAUGUGACUCAUACUGAACACUCUCAUGUGAUUGGUAAAGGAGGAGGGAACAUUAAGAAGGUUAUGGAGGACACAUCCUGUCACAUCCACUUCCCUGACUCCAAUCGCCACAGUGCAACAGGAGAGAAAAGCAACCAGGUGUCCAUCGCCGGACCUGUGGAGGGCGUGGAGUCUGCGAGAAAACACAUAAGAGACCUGCAACCUCUGGUUUUGACAUUUGACCUCCCGCUGACCCUGGUGGGUGGAGUUGUUACGGACGCAGGGUCUCCUCUGAUUCAGCAUGUAGCACAGGCGUUUGGAGUGAGUGUGACAUUCAGAACCCAACCUAAACUCUACUGCUCCACCUGCGUGGUCCGAGGCCUGCAGGGGAACUGUGCUGCUGUGAAGAAGGCCACCUGUGUCCUAAUGGAACUUCUCCUGGGCCGAGAGGCGGCAGCAGUUGCCGGGGUAACAGGAGGGGUCAUGGUCAGUACCCAACUGGACGUGACCUCUCAGCAGCAUCUCUUCCUGCUGGGUCAAAAUGGAGCCAACUUCCUCAGCGUGAUGCACCAAACACACACACAGAUCGUACUCCCCGACCUCACUGCCCCACAACACACACCCUCUCUGCUCAUCCAGGGCACUGCGGACGGUGUGUGUCUCGCGCGACAGCAGCUCAUGGACUGCUUGCCUGUGUGUCUGAUGUUCGAAAUGAAGGAGGAGGGUGAGUCAGACCCUCGUAAGCUUGCACAGAUGAUGCAGAAUCUCGGAGUCUUCAUUAGCGUCAAACCAAAGGUCAAACUGACUGCCAAGUCAGUGGUGGUGAAGGGUCUGGAGAGGAACAUAGAGAGUCUAUAUGAGGCCAGACGUCUCCUGCUGGGUCUGGAAUCCAGCGAAGUCUCAAUAAUGGCUAAGAAGUCUUGCGAGAUCUCCACUGCAAGCAAGACCCCCCUGGACCCUCUGCUGGUCAACAACGGCAUGACAGGCUACUUGUUCAACAUGCUAAUGCAGCAGCUGAAUCUCACAGAGACAGCCACUGUCCCCACGCCGGAUUCUGUGCCAAGCACCGCCCCAGUGAAGCCCCGCCCUUCUCCCCCACCCGGGUUGGCUGGUCUGGCAGAUGAGGGACGGAUGGGACUGAGAGGAGCAGAGUCUAAGCUAGAGAAGAUUCCUGAGAGUGAGGACCAGCCCAGUGACCACACAGAGAGCCCACCAUCUGAAUUUAGAACACAAGAUUUCAUUGAUGUUAAAGAGAUCACUGCCAAGCCGGCAGUGUCGAUGAGGAGGAAUAGCCAUUCAGGAGUUACCAGAGACCAAACUCAAGAAUUAGGCCACCUAAUAUCAUUACAGUCCUCUCCAAGCAGGUCAGUGAGGAUGGAGGUAGACAGUGUGUAUUUUAACAGGGACCGACGCUGCAGUCUUAGAAUCUUUCCCUCUCUGGACUCCAACUCCACUAAUGAGGAUCACGACUAUGAGAGGAAGAAACUACUCGCAAACAGAGCCAUGCAGAAGAAGCCAGUGGUGACAGAGGUGCGGACCCCCACUGACACCUGGAGCGGCCUGGGCUUCUCCAAGUCGAUGCCGGCUGAGGCAGUAAAGGAGCUGCGCAGUGUCAGCCGCCGCUGCUACAGAUCCUACCUCAAUAAUCAACAGUCAUGGGGCUCUCAGACCAGUAAGGACAGAGCAUCUGGUAAUGGGAGCGAGUCUGAGAACUGGAGAGAGAGACGAGGCUCUGCAUCUUCAGCGUCAGCAUCAUCCUCCUCAUCGUCUUCACCCACAUCCUGCUCCUUAUCCUCAUCCACAGGCAUGACUGCGUUCAGCUCCUCUAAAACAGCUGAUGGAUAUGGAUACAGUAGCUACUAUGAAGGAAUGUCCAAGCCUCUGACUGGCAGAUCUCCAAGCCCCUCCCCUCAGCCCCAGGAUGAUCUGCUGGAGUUACUGAUACAGCUGGGGCUGGAGAAAUAUAACACACUGUUCCAGGAACAGGAGAUUGAUUAUCAAACGUUCUUCACUCUCUCUGAAGAAGACCUGAAGGAAGUGGGUGUGUCCACGUUCGGAGCCAGGAGGAAGAUGCUGCUGGCUAUUUCUGAUUUGAAUAAAACUAAGAUGAAACUCUCCGAUGCCCCUGUGGUUAAGUCAGGCUACCUCGAGGGAGGGGCCAGUGGUCGCCUCCCGCGAAUCAUGGACGAGGACGUGGCUGCCAAAAGUAACCGCUGGUGAAAAGGGACACUCAGUAUACUUUUGUAGUCCACAUUAUCUUCAGUACACUUCUGGCAAGUGGAGGUGUCCCUCAGGGUCCAGUAAUAAGACAAAAAAGCGAAUAAAGGAACGGCGUUUUAUCGUUAAUUACGGAGGAACUAGCGAGUGGACAGCUGUGAUAUGACUCUCAGAGGAAGCGCGAAAAGAUAUCUGACCUUCACUCAGAACAGAGUGUACUUCUACUGCCAAUAAUUAAUAUGCAAACCCUUAUGUCCGUCCCUUUCCUCAUACUCUCUCUCUCUCUUUCUCUCUCUCGUCCUCUUAUUCUCUCUCUUUUUAUCUUUUUCCCUUUCUAUGCAAACCUCUGUGUGCAGUACCAUGGCAUGCUGUGCAAACAUGAGAAUGUGUUGUGAAAAUCAUUAAACAUUUGUGAUAAA